Messenger RNA from Chlamydomonas reinhardtii, 3326 nucleotides. RefSeq lists its product as uncharacterized. The coding region runs from base 61 to 2502 and encodes 813 amino acids. The record is from RefSeq and is a predicted model, not a curated record. The transcript is spliced from 13 exons. Lineage: Eukaryota; Viridiplantae; Chlorophyta; Chlorophyceae; Chlamydomonadales; Chlamydomonadaceae.
CUGGUUUCACCCAUCGGUGUUUUAGUAUGAUUUAUAAUCUGCAAUGCUAGAAAACCAACGAUGAACGCCACCGGUGAAGCGGGGACCGCCCUCCUCACGGACAACCCGAUAUUGCAAGCACCAAGCCCCACUGAUGUGCUACCGAUUCAAGUGCAACUGGUCGGACUGGUGGCCUUGGGUGUGUGCGCCCUGGCGUUCGUAACACAAAUCUCGCUCUUUGUUGUCCGCAUCGUUCGCGCCACGUCUAUCUUCAACUAUGUGACCUUCUGCCACGACUCCAAGGAAAUCCUUAUUGUGGACUGCACGCACCCGCACGCAAAGACGCUGAGCCACCACAAGAACGUGCGCAACCCCAAGGGGCUGCGGGCGGCGGACACGUCGACGGGCCUGGUGCUGAACGCUGUCAAGGCCGGACCCUGGAGCGCCGGCCAGCCGUACGAGUGGUGUCAGCUGCCGCGUGUGUCUACCAACCACUUUGAUGUGGACAGCUUCCUGUCUGCGUGGUGCUACAUCAACCGGUCACUGGCGCUGCAGCAUGAGUCGGUCCUGCGGCACAUGGCGCGCAUCGGCGACUUCCGAGAGGCCUUCCUGUCGCCGGAGCUGGUGUCCACACACGGCGCAGAGGACGGCAUCGUCAACGUCAGGGACGCCUUCACGGCUCUCAAGCUGGUGUGCUGGCUCAACAGCGUGGAGCGCAACCGGUUCUCGGCGCCCUACGAAGCCAAGGAUUGCGACGCCAAGUUCGCGUUCUUCCUUCCGCGGUUCGCAGCCGUGCUGGCAAACCCCGAGAGCGUGUGGCAGGAGUGGCAGGACGAGUACAAGGAGGUCGUGAGCGGCUUCGACGUGCUCACUGGCGAGCCGCCCUCCGUAGAGCGACACACGUCGGUGGGGCUGGCGGUGCUGCGGGCGCCCGAGCCCUCCCUGCACUACUACGCCCUCUUCAGCCACACGGUCGGGUACGACACCGUGCUCACCAUGUACGACGGCCAGCGGUACGAGCUGGAGUCCAAGUACACGCAGUUCGUGACCACUGCCAGUCGCCCGGUGUGGCCGCGCAUCGACAUGGCGCCGCUGGCCCGAGUGCUCAACCGCAUGGACGCAGGGGUGUUGGACCCGCAGUUCCAGUGGUCCACCAGCCGCUUCACAGACACGGGGCCCGUGCUGCGGAUCGAGGACACCGCCCGCCCGCUGAGCAAGGCGCAGCGCUACGGCCACCCCUACGCCCGGCCGCUGCACGCCAGCGCCGUGCCGCCGCCCGUGGUGGUGGCGCUGGUCGUCAGCUUCCUGGAGUACGGCAUGCAGGGACUGAAGCCCAAGCGGGGCGGCUGGAGCUGGGACGAGCUGCAAUCGCUCAAUGCGGGCAUCCCCUGGCAGACCUGGGAGGACACGGUCCUUGCGCAGUGGCAUCGCGGAGAGCUCGACCCCUCCAACCCCACCCCGCAUCACCCAGCCGCCGCCGCCACCAACGGCCAGCACCCGCACCACCCGCACCACCACGCCGCGCCGCCCCCGCCCGGCUCACACCACCUGUCCAGCCAGCCCUCCAGCGGCGGCGCGCUGCCGCCGCUCUACUCCCCAAGCGGCUCCUUCUCCGGCGGGGCCGGUGGGCCGGGCCUGGGCCCCAGCCGGCAGGGCUCGUUGUCGGCGACGAGUUCGCUGGGCCCGGCGGCAGUAGCGGCAAUAGCAGCGGCAGGAGGGGGCGCGGGCGGUCUGGCGCUGCCGCGUGUGGGUGCGGCCAUGACUUCGGGCGGCGAGUUCUGGGAGCCGGUGUUGAGCGAGCCAUCAGCCAUCAUGUCCAUGGACGACGUGCGCGCCCUGGCGGCGGCGGUGCCGGCCCGCCUGGCCCAGAGCAAGUGGCAGCUGCUGUACGGCAGCUCCAGGGACGGCAUCAGCCUGCGGACACUGUACCGCAAGGCGGCGGGCCGCGCGCCCACGCUGCUCAUUGUGCGCGAGGCGGGCGGCAUGGGCCACAUCUUUGGCGCCUUCGCGGCGGAGGCCUGGAAGCCUGGGCCGCGCUUCUACGGCACAGGCGAGACGUUCGUGUUCAUGCUGCAGCCGCACCGAGCCAAGUACGCCUGGCAGCGGCCGCGACAGGGCACCGGCGGCGGCGCCGCCAUGGGCGGCGGCGCAACCGGCAUGUUCACCCGCGUCAGCGGCGGCGGCGGCGGCGGCGCACCCAACCCGCCUGUGGGCGGUGGCGCCGUGCCGCCGCUGGCGGCGGCCGCCGCCCCGAACCACAUGCCGCCUGCGGCGGCGGCGGCAGCCGCCGCCGUCGGCGGCGCCUCCGGCGGCGCCACCGGCGCCGGCAGCAGCAGCAGCAUGGAUUUCUUCCAGUUCUCCACGCACGACGGCCUUGGUGUGGGCGGGCAGGGCGCGUUCGCGCUGUGGCUGGACAACGAGCUGGUGGAGGGCGCCAGCUACGCCUGUGACACGUUCGGCAGCCCGCAGCUGAGCGCGAGGGAGGAGUUCAAGGUGGCGGCAGUGGAGCUGUGGCAGCUGUAGCCCGGGCGGGGGGUGGUGGUGCAAGGUUGUUUUUAGCAAAGCGGUACAGGAUGCACUGAAGACUGCAGACGAAGUCGUGGAGGGGGGUGGAGGGGCAGGAGAGGCGGGGUGUACAGUGCGCGGGAUGCAGGGGCUGGGGCUGGGGCGCGCGGGGUUCGGUGGAGUUGGGAUGGAGUGGGAUGGGGGAAGUGAGUGUGCGAUGGGACAGUGCUAAGGAAGGUUGGUGAAUUCCCGUAAGGUGCAGCUGACUCCCAGACCCCAGCACAUGGCAAACAAUUUGCAACGGCAGUGCAUGAGCGCGUGGCUGAUCGAAAGCCGGAGAUUACUGUAUCGCAUGGGGGCAGUGAGUCUUAUGUGUGGGUGAGCAGCUGUAGCGGCUGGCGGGGCGGUCCGGUGGGUUCACUGGGUUGUUUGGAAUGUUGGGCGUGCAACGAGUAUAAUGGUACUGAGUAGACUAGCAGCAAGUACAUGCGAUACCUGCCUCUUCACCACAAAGUGAGGACAGGAUCAAAUGAGGACCGCUGGUCGCUCAGUGCUCGUAUCUUCCAUCUACACUGUAGAAAUCUGCCCAAAAUCCGCCGAAGGCGGAGAAAAAAUUUUGGGUUUGGGUGCCACGCAUCUACGCAGUGUAGACGGUUUUGGUCGGUUUGGGCGCAAAAAUGGGGGAAGCGUAGACGUUUUGGGGGGCUUGGGGGCUUAAGUGUAGAUGCCGCGGUCAGGGUCAUCUACGCAUGUGUAGAUGCCGGGUGCCUGAGGGCAUCUACAAGAUACGAGCACUGUGGUCGCUGGUAUGCAGAAAUCGGCGACUGUAACAAGACUGGAAU